UGUUGGUUACUCAGAGACGGGCAGCUAACCGGGAGCUGUGAAUGGUUGGUAUAACUGUAACUGUAACUGUAACUGUAACUGUAACUGUUAUUGUUAUUGCUAAUCCAGAAAUGAACUAGUAUAUAUCUAAACAACCUCAUAAUCAGUAUUUGUAAAGCGCAAGUCUGUUGGCUAAGUUGACAUUGGACUAGUUGGAACUGCAAAAAAUAACAUCUACGUAUACAAGAGCUGUAAUCAUAUAAUUACAAGUUUUUUUUUUAAAAAUGUCUGCCAUGAAAGAUGAAACUGUUUCACCUGAUGAACUACGAAAAAGGCUUUACCAGACAUUUAAGAACCGUGGGGUUUUAGAUUCCUUGAAGACACAGCUUCGGAAUCAGCUAAUACAUCAACUAAAGCACCCAGUGUUGAGUGGAGAGGUGCCCCCACAACCAAUGCCUGUGGAAGCUGAUUCUGUCCUGGUCCAAGCCUCCAACAGUUUGGUAGUAGAUCACUUGCGUCGAUGUGGAUAUGAAUACUCCUUGUCUGUUUUCUAUCCAGAGUGUGGUCUGGAAACAGAUAAGGUAUUUUCAACAAGAGACCUGCUUCAGCUAAUGAAUGUCAGUCCUAGAUCAGUGCUGUAUAAAUCCCUUACCUCAACUAUGCAAAAUGAAAAUAAGAAAGGUUUCCUGAUGAAGCUGCUUAUUGAGUUGACUGAUCACCUGCAUAAAGCGCGCCACGAUGCAGAUACACAGACAGACUCCACCCCGCAUUACAGGGAAUCGCUUGCUGAAAAAAUGCAGCUGAUUGAUGACCAGUUUGCAGUUCUAUAUCAGAAAGGAAGCAGGUGGGAGUCUUUGGAAGCAAAACUUUCAGAAUAUCGGAAGGAAAUUGAAGGACAGAUUCAAGCAGAAAUGGACCAAAAGUUACAACAUUUCAAAGAGGUUGAACUAGCCAAACUGAGGAUGGAGGAAAAGGAAAAAUCCCACAAAGAAGUGUCAGAGUUGAAACGGGAGCUGGAGAGAACCUACCAGACUAAGUCUGAUGCUUUGAUUAUCCGGGAGAAGAAUUCUAUUGAGCGACUGCAGAAGCAGCAGGAGAUUGAGGAAAAAGAAAUCUAUACCCAAAGACAGUUGCUGCUGAAAGAGAUUGAAACUCUAAGGAACAGAGAUGCAGAACUGAAGCAAAGAACUGAAGCAUUUGAAAUGAAUUGUAAAUUGCAAGAAGAGAAGAAUAAGAGUAUAGAAGAGUCUCUCAGACGGCGAGAGCUUGCAAUUAAAACUAUUGAAGACACCUAUGAUCAAAAACUUAAAAAUGAACUGCUAAGGUAUCAGCUUGAACUGAAAGAGGACUAUCUUAAAAGAACUGAAAAAGUCACAGAAGAUGAGAAAAGGAAUAGAGCUGACGCUGCACGUUUACGUGAGGAAUCCGCGGUUAUCAAGUCAAAUAAAGAGGAACACAGGCAUGCUUUAGCCGAAUUAAGGAAACUUCAGGUGGAUUUGGAUUCUGCUAGUUCCCAGAUAUAUCUGCUAACGCAACAAAAUGAGCUGCUGAAGGAAAGACUCAAUGAGACUACAGACUACCCCCUGCUGAAGAGGGAGAGACUGGAGCUGCAGACUCAGUUAAAACUGCUAAAGAGGCAACUUGAAGAGGCACAUGAAGAGAACUGCAAGCUCAGAGAAGAAUUUAGAUGGCCCACGUCUGAAUACUUGGCUCUCCAAGCUGAGUUGAGGAGAGUAGCAAAUGCCAGAAAACUGGACGAAGAGGAAUUUGAAAGUCAGAAACAGGUGUUGGAGGGGCAGCUACAAAAGGAGGUUGAGCACUCUGCACAGAUAAAGACCCAGCUUAUAGAAUGUGAGGAGAGAGCACAAUGGCUAACUACCCAGGCUGAAGAUGUGAAACUCCAGCUACGACAGACACAGCUAGCUCUGGAGAAUGAAGUUUUCCGCAAUCCAAAGCCCUCUCUUGUUGACCGCUCUGUCCUUGACCUCACAGCUGAUAAGGUUGUGCCCCCUGAUAUUUAUGUAGAUGGUCCUUUACUGAUGGGCAGGCCAGUGCCCGAGGAUGUCCUCUUCGAGCCUGUCGGCUCAAGGUCGUGCAGAUAUUCCAGGACUUGCACUGUGUCCCAGGAUUCGGGUACUGAGCUAGUGGCUGGUGCCAAGGCACGAAUUAAGGAGCUAGAAAAGGAGGCUGAGUCUUUAGAAGAGGCCUACAGGAACUACCAGCACAGGGCCAUUAAAACAGCCAUAUCCGGCACUCAACCAGCUAGACCUUGGUCUCCCCCAGAAACUCUCCGUAUUCCCAGAAGGAGCCCAUCUGCCUCCCAUAGCCGAGUCACAUUCGCAGACGAGAUGCUUCCAUCUCAGGAGCUUCAUCUGAUGGCAUUAAGAAGCACGCUGUACGAUGCACUGAACCUGAAUGGAGCUGGGAUGCAAGGACAGGAGACCCCAUCUGUGCAGAACUCCUUGCCUCCCAGACGACUCUCCUCUACGCCCCUUUCACUGUCCGACAGACAGGAAAGCAGAAGGCUUUUGGAAGAUCAAGAGGGUUCAUUUCUUGCACCCUGUCACCACUCCCCUGAACGGCAGAUAUCUCCAAUUCCUUCCAAUGGAUACUCUUUAACUGUUGUCCAUGCUGCUGACACAAAUUCUCCUGGUAGACCGUCAUUGAAAAGCACUGCUGGAGAACACAGCAGCUCACAAAAAAAACUUGAAGAGGUUUCUAGCCCAGAUUCUUCACCACACCCUGAAAAAUUAACAUUUGAGGAUCUUGCAGAAUCUAUGGAAGAUCACAGUGACAUUCCAGAGCAGCUUGAGGACGAUGUGUCCCAUCAAUCUGAGGACCGGAUGAAUAGGCUCAGUGUCACCACCCCAGAGCCAAUAGCUGUUACCUCACUGCAAGACCACACAAUAGAUCUGAAAAUGACAGAAGGGGGAGAGAGACAGAAGAGGGAGGACAAAGAAAAAGAAGAAGAGAGAAAAUGGGAACUGGAAAGAAAGAAUAGAGAAGAAAAAAGACUACAGGAGAGGCAAGCAGCCUGGGAGAGAGAGCAGAGGGAACUGGAACGACUAGAGCAGGAGAGAAAGUUGGUUGAAAAUUCACAACAUCACAAAGACAAAAAAGGAGAAACGGAAGUGGUGAAGACAGAGUCCAAAAUGUCUGAAGCAGAAGACAAUUUUUCUGGCAAUAAUUCUGAUCCUGUUGAAAAAUACCUGAAAAUAGUAAAGCAGCAUAAAGAGCCAGAACUGGACCAGAGUUUGAGGAGGGAAGCUGCAGAGCAAAGCUCUAUUCAUGAUAGACUAUCUGAUGAAAAAGAUGACAGUAUUGCUGGCAUUUCACAUGAAGAUGCAAAUGAGGAUUUCUGGUGAAUCUUUUGUGCAUGUACUGUCUGGACCUGGGUAUGAUGUUCAUGUAUUAAUUUUACAAGGUUUAUGUAUUUGUAUUUUUGUGACUUUUUAAAUGUUCCUUUUUUAAAUAUGAAGAUUCAUAGUGUGAUUUAUAUGUGUACAUGUAAACAAUAAAAAAGCACUAUUCUAACCUUUAUCUUAAAUUGUCAUGCAUACAGAGAAAAGUGUGAGUUCUAUGGAUUUAUACCAUGCAUGUGUGACUCAACAUAUUUGUCCAGUUCAUCCCAAAUGGAGUAAGGUGUCCCUGUUUUAUGAAUUGUUAAAUAAUUCAUAGUUUACCAAUCAGCUGCUGUCCAUAUGGCUCUGCAGAAAAAAAGAUUAUAACACUCUUGGAACAAGAUAGCAAUAUUACAUUGGAGUGUUCCAAUACUUUUGCCACCCAAGGCGUACUCUACCCCUGUACCAUGAUGCUGUAUCUUCUCUGCAGCAUCUUACCAGGCUAGCAUCCACAAAGAGGAUUAUGCAUUUUUUUCUGAGCCUUGCCUUGCCAUCUGGAUAGCAGUUGAUAAGAAGGGUUUAUCUCACAGCAAAGAAAGCAAUCAGCAGCUUGCCUUCAGACUCUGCAGUAUCUAUUUGGUACAAUGAAGGGUAUUACCCUGUCCCAUUUACCAGGUGAUUUUCUUUGAGUUGCAGAAGACAAAAAUAAAUAAAUAAGUGAUUAACCCCAGAUUAAAAUGAACACAGAUAUUCAGUCAAUUCAACGAACAAAAUUCAAUAAAACUUUCUACCGGCACAGUAUAUACCGGUAAGUAUUUUAAAUUAAGGGCUUGUAGAAUUUCAGGACAACAUUAGGCUAUUGCAAUAGUAUGUUUUAGGAGUCCAGUGAGUGUGAGUACCCUGUGUGUCAGUCAACACUUGAUAAUAAAGUUACUUGGUGUAUACUAGUAACUGUCAACACCUUGAUGGGCUGAAUUCGUUUUUAAUUUUGCAGAUGUGUUCUGUUACCAUAUGAUAAAUAAUUCAUGAUUUAUACACUUAAUUCAGCAUGAUGAUGUUCCUGUUACAUGUAUAUGAAUGUAAGUUAGGUUUUCUUUGACAUUCACUUUCAUUGUGAUUGGGGUUCCAUUGGCCGCAUAUUGAUAUCAGCCCUUCACAUUUUUCAUUCAGAUUCUGGACAUUAAAAAAGAAAAGACCAAAGCACUUGUCAUAUAUGUAAUAGCUAGAACUAAAGGAUUACUUUUAAGAGAACCAUCUCCCUUGCUAGUAUAAAACCUCAACUUCGUCUGUCUGAUUUGAUCUAUUUGGAAGACCUGUUAUCUCAUACACUCUAUGCGCCCAAUAGUUAUUCCUUUAACAACUGUCUUUGAGCUGCACAAUGUAUAGCUAAUGAGAAAUAAAGAAUCACUAUAUAAAAAUAAGAAAUGCUAACCCAAAGUGUUUUAUCUACAAAUGUUUAAUAACUGCUUGAAUAAAACCACAAGGAAACGCUUG
Molecule: messenger RNA, 4814 nt
Organism: Acipenser ruthenus (sterlet)
Lineage: Eukaryota; Metazoa; Chordata; Actinopteri; Acipenseriformes; Acipenseridae
Product: centriole and centriolar satellite protein ofd1
Exons: 24
Coding region: 264-3344 (1026 amino acids)
Biological process (GO): epithelial cilium movement involved in determination of left/right asymmetry
Cellular component (GO): ciliary basal body; centrosome
Molecular function (GO): protein binding
Source: RefSeq, a predicted model, not a curated record